This is a messenger RNA of Bubalus bubalis (water buffalo), 2587 nucleotides long. It is a transcript of the gene LRRC63, whose product is annotated as leucine rich repeat containing 63. The transcript is spliced from 5 exons. The record is from RefSeq and is a predicted model, not a curated record. The coding region runs from base 1274 to 2251 and encodes 325 amino acids. Lineage: Eukaryota; Metazoa; Chordata; Mammalia; Artiodactyla; Bovidae. Gene Ontology annotation, molecular function: protein binding.
UUUUCCAGGCAAGAGUACUGGAGUGGGGUGCCAUUGCCAGGAGGUAGAGAUCAAGUAGAUUUAAGGAUUCUCUUGUCUUCCUGCAGUUGAGACAUAGCACUGGAAGGGCUGAAUCAUUUUUGUUACUCUGUAGGUUUAUAAGGGUGGGGAAACCUUGGCAGGGAGUGAUGAGAUAUUAUUUUCUCCUUGUGGCAUACACUCCUGUUCUCUAUAGAUGAUUUAGACCCUAACUUGGUUAGAAGUGGGGAUAAAUCCUUCUUUCACCCACCAUAAGGAGAGGAAGAUCAGGGAAACACAAAACACUCCAAGAGCUCUAUUCAGAGAAAAUUCUCUCUACAAAUACAGAUCACGCUCUUGCCAUCUCUAAUGUAUGAACAACAGGUGAGAGCUGGACUUGCUUUGGCCAAAUCUUGCCUUAACGAAUCUACUAUCUCCUCAUUAAAAUACUGAAGUGCUCAUCACUUAUUGUGCUCAACUGAGACAAUAGACAAAAAUGUCAUUUAACAUUCCAUCACAUCAGAAAGAGAAAGGAUAUAGUGAAGUCCCUAAGAAUGCAGGCACAUUGCAUUUUCUGGACCUAAGAGAGAAAAGAAUACUUCUGGUUGUAACCCGGAUGAACUUGUGGUACCUUUAGCCAGCAUCAGAAUGCUAUCAUGCUCAAAAGACACCUUGGUCUGACAUCUGGCUUUGAAAAGAAAUGUAAAUCCUUCCUCAAAGAAGUUUCAGAUGAGGAAGAGAUAAUGAUAAAUAAUAAACAACCCAACUUCUAGCCAUUUUAACCUUCUAUAUUGCCAGAUUUUAGUGGCAACUGUUCAAAAAUCUCCCUUUAUGUCAUGCUCUUCUCCAUCCAUUCUAUUCUUCCAAGAAUAGCUCCAUACUCUAACACAGUUUAGCCUUUUUAGUUCUCCAGUUACUCACUCAAACUUUAUCCCUGUUAGCUAAACAAAAGUCCUGAUAAUUGAGUGAGUAUAUACAGAAACAUUUUAAGAAGGUGAGGGAGGGUGAGUGGAUUAAAAAAGCUAUGAAUGCUAAUACAUUAAUAGUUUUGCUCCUGACACCUUGAUAAACAUAAUCUAAUUCUGCUUUCUUUUUUCUUUUUUCUGGUUUAGUCGGGACUGGUGAAACUAGCCUACCACACGUACACUUCAUUCAAGAAAAAACCACUUCAUUUGAAAGAGAUAAAACUAGUUUUCCUGUGGUUCCAAGGGAUCGAGCACAAACCCCUGUCAGUAUUCAAAACCUCUUCCUUGAUCAUCAUGUACAACGAAGAGUGAUGACUAUUUCAACAAAUAGAAAAUCUUCUAAGCAAGUCUAUUGGCACAUUCCAGAGACUGCUACUGGUUCCAUAUUUUUCCCCAGGUGUCGUUCAGCUUCAGCUCGGGUUUUUGGGAAAGAAAUAAGCAAAAUGGAAGGUCCAGAGAAAUCAGAAGGGCCAUUAAAAAUACAAAACAUUUACGCCAGCAUUUUAAAAGACAUUCUGAUUCUCUCUUCCGAGUUCUCCAGAGUUCCAAGUGCCACUCCUUCAGUGCCUAGUCCCAAGCUCAAGGAGGUUCACUCUGACCACUUUUUACAAGAGAGCAACAUCUAUACUUUUAAGCAGCCCCUGUUUCGUUUAAGCGCAACAGUGCCGAUCCCUAUACCGAGGGCGCCUGUGAAAGCCCGUCAGUGGUCUGACCGUGUACGCAGCCGAACGGUGACACUCAAUAUUACUGAUUUCCCAGGUCCCAUGCUCCUACCGUCACCAGUUUUACCGAGGAAACCUCUAAGACAGUCUGUGAUAGAAAGCCGUGUAACAGAACAUGAACAUACAGAAACUGUCCCAAAGCAAAGCAUGCUGAGCCUACCUGAAGGUAGCAUUAAAUCUAAAAAAAUAGAACCUACAGUGGCACCUGUCAUACAAGGUGAAGGUUUCAAGACUGUUGUGGCAACAUGCUAUGAAACAAUAGUAGCCAUGACCAACCUGGCCAUACUAAACUGUCAAAUCCAUGGAAGAAAUGCACUUAAUCUUAAGGGCUUUUUUCUCCUAAAUUGUCCAGAUCUAACACCUUUGGCUUUCCAAUUGAUAUAUCUUAAUUUAUCAUAUAAUAAUAUCUGUUACUUCCCCACAGAAAUAUAUUGUCUUAAACAUUUACAAAUACUGAAUCUGAGAAAUAAUCCUAUCAAAGAAAUCCCGUCUACAAUUCAACAACUUAAACUCCUUAAAUCUUUGAAUGUUGCUUUUAAUUUGAUUACCACUCUUCCACCCGGGUAAGGUUGAUAGUCUGAGAUUAUAAACAGAGAAAAUAAAGAAUUUAUAAUUUAGAAAAGGAUCAAUCUCCCUUUUGAAAGCAGCUAGCUACUUUUGAGCCAUUUGAUAAUUCUUCUUCUGCUCCCAUUAGCUGACUUGAUUCUUUUUAUCUUGUUAAAAAAAAAAACAAAAACCUAUAAGCUACAUUGAUGGCAAUUAAUGUGGGGGUGGUAAAUGCACAUCUAGACAUGCAUUGUCUGAGUAUGGAUGAAGUUAUUUAAAGAAGCUCAGGUGAGAACUUUAUACCUAUCCCUGGAGAGCCUCUUUGGAUAUGGAAAGAACUCUGAACUUGGAAUUAAG